AUGGUGUUCAAUGGAGGGUCCUUUCAACCGAGUAAGCCGAUCGAGGAGGUCGGAGCAGCCUUUCCAGAUGAUUUACCGGAUACAUGGCUGAAAAUAGCCGAAAUAGUGUGUGGAAAAAGUGAGAUAGAUGUUUAUAUGCAGGCUCUUCUAAAAGAUUUAAAAGAAAUAGAUUCCGGCAAAGUGGAGCUUCCUGAUUCAUCCUAUUCGAUAGAAAGUUUGCUUGAAAACAUUUCCAAUGAUUUAGGUGUAACAUCAUUUGGGCUGAAACCAGUUCCAACCAAGUGUAAAACAAAGAAGAAAGAAAGAUCUUUUUGGACUGAAGCCGAGCACAG
Molecule: messenger RNA, 332 nt
Organism: Amborella trichopoda
Lineage: Eukaryota; Viridiplantae; Streptophyta; Magnoliopsida; Amborellales; Amborellaceae
Source: RefSeq, a predicted model, not a curated record